CGUUCCUUUCACUUUUUUCUGCUACACUCUGCACUCUGCACUCUGCACUGCACCCUCUCUCUCUCUCUCUCUACUUGCUUGCUAUUGCUGCCAACACAUCUUCCAAUUAUGUACCUCUCUUCUCCUCUUUCUUCAGGCUAUACGCCAUGAGAAGAAAAGCACUACUCGACACUGGAAAAUAAAUAGAAUAAAAAGCCUUCUUCCUUUUGGUUGGGUUCUUCUUCACAUCACAACUUGCUAAAGUUAAUUUCUUCAGAGGCCACUGGCAUUCGGAUCUCAGUUAACUUACAUUAAAUUUUGGCCACCUAGUUUUCUCUUUUAGAUGGGGAGUGACUUCAAGGGGUGGUGACUUGAUCACAUGCAUUUAUGGCUUCACUUAAUUCAUAUCAUUACUACACAAACACCUCCUUGCUCAUCAUACUUCUUCUCCAUAAUUUGUUCUCUCUAUCUCUAGCUUCUGCCUCCAAUCACCCUCAGCCUGCAAUUUCUACAAGGGAACUGUUAUUUGAGGAGAAAAACAGGCUAGGUUCAAUUCCUCCUAGCUGUCAUAACAAGUGCAAUGAUUGCCAUCCAUGCAUGGCAGUUCAAGUGCCAACUUUGCCAAGCCAUGACUCUAACCCUCCAGAUCUUACCAAAACUGCAGCCAUGGCAACUUUUCUUAACCCUUCUUCUCCGCAAGGCAACAGGUACUCCAAUUACAAGCCAUUGGGAUGGAAAUGCCAUUGUGGUGACCACUUCUUCAACCCGUAAUUAUAAAUUUGUAAAAUGGCCCUCUUAUUUUUUUUGUUGGUUAAAUUUUAAUAUUUGUGGCUUAGGGAUCAGCUAGGGUAACAGAUUUGCGUCAGCAUGGAUCCUAUACAUUGGAGCUUGAUACACUUGUACAUAGUUUGUUAGACCUCAUGAUUUCCAACUUUAUUAUAUUGUUACAUCUAAAUUUUGAGAAAGUUAUUACCUUUUUCCUGCUUUUGGGUCUUUC
Molecule: messenger RNA, 976 nt
Organism: Glycine soja
Lineage: Eukaryota; Viridiplantae; Streptophyta; Magnoliopsida; Fabales; Fabaceae
Product: EPIDERMAL PATTERNING FACTOR-like protein 1
Exons: 2
Coding region: 367-750 (127 amino acids)
Biological process (GO): stomatal complex development; guard cell differentiation
Source: RefSeq, a predicted model, not a curated record